CCUAUCAAAGAUGGCGGAUUCUCACAAACAUCGCAAAAUCCUAUUCGUUUGUUUGGGAAAUAUUUGUCGUUCUCCAUCCGCUGAAGCAAUCCUUAGACACCUUGUACAGGAACGUGACGAUAGAAAUGAAUGGGAAAUCGACAGUGCUGGAAUUCUUGAUCUCCACGAAGGACUUCAAUCAGACAAGCGAGGAUUGCAAGUGUUAAAGAAACGUGGAAUUAUUAAUAACCAUCGAGCAAGACAAGUUCACGAGGAUGAUUUUCGUCGUUUUGAUGUAAUACUGGCCUUAGAUGACAGCAAUAUACGUGAUCUGAAUGAAUCUUGUAAGCCAACUGAUGGAACUGCGCGAGCAGAGGUUAAACUGUUUGGAACAUACGACCCCAAAGGAGAGCUGAUAAUACACGAUCCUUACUAUGGAGACAUUUCAGAUUUUGAGGUCAUGUUCGAUCAUGUUUACAGAUGCUGUGUAGAAUUUCUGAGACAAUAUUAAUGAAGGAAUCGUCGAUGUUUAACCAUUAGGUCUAUAAAGUGUUAUAAUUUAAUCUUAAAUCAUGACAAGCUUCAGUUGAACAAGGCACAUAAGAAGUAGCGUGGGAUAUUAUCUUUAGAUGUUUAUUCCGAAGGCGGAUUGCCCCCUGUUUAAGAACCUUCCCUUAUAAUUGGGGUAGAGCCAAUGAAAUCGGAGAACAAACAUCCAAAAACUUACCAAAUCACUACCAAAAACGAAGAAAAUCUAAGUGUAACUUAAUUAUCUCAACGACAAUAAUUAAAGUCUUAUCUUACUGACAAUAGAGGGGAUGUAUAAGGGAUCAAAGGCUACAAAUUAUAUUCUUUGUCACGUUAUCAUUUGAAUCAAGCCAAAAUUACACCAGAUAUUGGAAAUAAACUACCUAUCUACU
Messenger RNA from Stylophora pistillata, 899 nucleotides. Its product is annotated as low molecular weight phosphotyrosine protein phosphatase. The record is from RefSeq and is a predicted model, not a curated record. Gene Ontology annotation, molecular function: acid phosphatase activity; non-membrane spanning protein tyrosine phosphatase activity. Gene Ontology annotation, cellular component: cytoplasm. Gene Ontology annotation, biological process: protein dephosphorylation. Lineage: Eukaryota; Metazoa; Cnidaria; Anthozoa; Scleractinia; Pocilloporidae.